AUUGUAAGGAAUUAUCUAUGUAGUUUACAGACUAACCUCUAGCUCACAGACUAACCUCUGUAAUUCACAGAGUAACCUCUGUAGCUCACAGACUAACCUCUAGCUCACUAGAAAUGGAGAAUCGUGUAGUCAUGUUCCGUCACUGUGGGAAGGAUAUUUAUUGCUUUAAUGUACCCGAGCAGUGUCCGAUCUGUGGUCAGAGUCUCCUGGGACGAAGAUUAGAAGAUGCCCCGGUCAGUAUUCCCAACUCCUUUGUAGAUGGUCAUCACGAAAAGUGCUCAUUCCUGAUUAAACCGACUAAAGGAUCAUUCUUGAGAGAUUAUGAUGGGAGAUCUGAUCUUCAUGUUGGAAUUUCAAAUACCAGUGGAGUUGUGUAUAAUUACAUUGAAACUGGUGUCCAGAGAGAUGGUUGUGGUUGGGAAGAAUGUGUUUGUGUUCCACUAGUACAACCAGACAUGUACAGUUUAAUUAACCAGUGGGAUAUUUACUUGGAGCAGUUUUCCACAGCUGAUUUAUGGCUACCAAACAGGUACAAUGAAUAUGAGCACAACUGCUAUUCCUAUGCGUUGACCUUCAUCAACCGUGUGUUGGCAGCACAAAGUAAACGACAGUUGAGUAGGACUGAAUUUACCGAGAGGUUUGUGGUUCCACAGACAAAACGAGCCUCCAGGUAUAUCACACUUCAUCGAGAGUUAUGCAGAAGCUACUUUUAUAUCGCAGAUGGCUUACAAUCUGAAGAAAUCAGCAGCCGGUUUUUUUAAAGAAAAAUUAGAUUUAAUCAUAUAAGAAGAAAUAUACUUGGAAGAAAAUGAUUAAAAUUACCACCAUAUUAAUAGCACCACAUUUCAUAAUGUUUUCAAUUGGUAAUAAAAAUACACU
Messenger RNA from Hemiscyllium ocellatum (epaulette shark), 879 nucleotides. Its product is annotated as MKRN2 opposite strand protein-like. Lineage: Eukaryota; Metazoa; Chordata; Chondrichthyes; Orectolobiformes; Hemiscylliidae. The record is from RefSeq and is a predicted model, not a curated record. The coding region runs from base 114 to 761 and encodes 215 amino acids. The transcript is spliced from 4 exons.